AUGGUGACCAGUGAUAGCUCUCCCGAAAGAAUUGUUACUCCAUUCUCUCAAAGAGUUCUUGAUGACCCAUUGCCAAAGCGUUAUCAGAAUUUGAAUGUUGGGGAAUACUCUGGGACUACAGACCCAGAGGACCAUCUUGCUAAAUUUGAGAACGCCUCUCCGCUACAGCAAUGUUCUGAUGGGGUAAAAUGUCGAAUAUUCCUCACCACCCUUGGUGGAGUAACUCAAAGAUGGUUUAAACGCUUACCAGAGGACUCUUUUCGACGCUUCAAGGAUUUCCGUAAAGUAUUUCUACAUCACUUCUCUAGCAACCGAAGAUAUCAUAAGACCCCUUGGAGUCAUUUCUCUAUCAAACAAGGAUCUAAGGAAAGCAUCAGAGCAUAUAUCAAGAGGUUUAAUCAGGUAUCUAUCGAUGUUCUUAAUGCUACUACAGAAAUAUUGGUGAGUGCUUUCUCUCAAGGCCUCAACGAUAACGAUUUUUUCAAGGACUUAGUGGGCAAUCCCCCAACCAAUUUUGAUUUGUUGAUUGAGCGAGCUACUGAAUUUUUUAACGUUGAAGAAGCUCAAGCAGCUCGCAAGAAGGAAAUUACAGUGCCUGUCUCAACCACAGUCCACGAGGGAGUUGUAGCUCCUGUUCAUCCGCCAAGGGGGCAUCGUGGAGCUCCCCCUCCACCUCGCCAGCCUGAGCGAAGACCGGAAGCAGUCCAACAUGUGGAGAUGCCACAAGAAGCCCCUCGAAGAUGGUGUACCUAUCAUAUGUCGGGUACUCACUACACUGAAAAUUGCUUUGCCCUAAGAAACCAGAGAACCAACAACAAUCAUUAUCGUCGGCGAUCUCCCAACCGACAUCCCUACCAGAGGCAUAACAAUCCUCCUAAGAGGGAAUAUCCGGCGACUGAAACACAAUAG
Molecule: messenger RNA, 909 nt
Organism: Zingiber officinale
Lineage: Eukaryota; Viridiplantae; Streptophyta; Magnoliopsida; Zingiberales; Zingiberaceae
Exons: 1
Coding region: 1-909 (302 amino acids)
Source: RefSeq, a predicted model, not a curated record